Molecule: messenger RNA, 1003 nt
Organism: Penaeus monodon (black tiger shrimp)
Lineage: Eukaryota; Metazoa; Arthropoda; Malacostraca; Decapoda; Penaeidae
Product: glycine-rich cell wall structural protein 1-like
Source: RefSeq, a predicted model, not a curated record
CGCUGGCCUCUUGACAAAUUGCCUCACAAGUGAUGGCAAGCUCAUCUCGUGGGAGGCACAUUAUCCUGACUCUCAUGACGCACCGGAGACGCCAGGCGUCGGGCGCGUCGGCAUCGUGGGCCCUGGGGAGGUGGGGAAGCUGGGUGACGUCACCAACGGCACCGGGUUCACCGGCAUCGUCGACGGCGGCGUGGGCGUGGCCGGCGCUGUGAAGGGAGGCGUCGGCGUCUCCGGCCUCGUCACUGGCGGCGGAGUUGCAGUGGUUGGCGCCGUCCUCGGCGGAGUUGGCGUCUCUGGCUGGGUUGCCAACGGCACGGGAGUGGCAGGAGAUAUAAAAGGUGGCAUCGGCGUGGACGGCUUCGUGGGGGGCAAUAGCACAGGUGUGCACGGAGAUGUCAGCAGUGGCAUUGGUAUAUCUGGUGCCAUCGAAAAUGGCACAGGUGUCCAUGGAAAAGUAAGCGGAGGCACGGGCGUCUAUGGCACUAUCAAGAACGCAGUUGGCGUAAGAGGAAAUAUAAGUGGUGGGGUGGGGGUAAUUGGAACUCUUAAUGACGGAGUCGGGGUAGUAGGCUCCGUUAGCAAUGGCACUGGGGUGAAUGGCGUGGUGAAAGGGGGGAAAGGUGUUCUUGGGAAUAUAAGAAACGGCACUGGCAUCAGGGGCAACGUCGAAAGUGGAACAGGUGUCAUGGGGUAUGUUAUAGGAGGCACAGGCCUGAACGGCACAGUAGAGAAUGGCACUGGGGUAUUUGGCAUGGUCUCGGGCGGAACCGGGGUGGCCGGGACUGUGCUUGACGGCACGGGUGUGAAUGGAACCAUCCUGAGUGGCACGGGCGUGAACGGGAGUGUGAGCGGAGGCACGGGCGUCGCGGGAGUCAUCGGCAGAGGCACCGGCGUGUCUGGCGUGGUCAACGGAGGCGUGGGCGUGAGAGGGUUCGUCGUACCAGACACCUAUCUGACUCGCCUGCUUAGGGAAAACGCCGGCUGCUGGAACAGUUGGCGAUGA